GCCAAGGUGAAAGGUUGACUUUGUUCCGUUCCAGCCGUUCCACUGUCCACUCGUAUCUCAGAAAACGGAGUUUAGCGAUGGAAAACUUUUUACUUUAAGUCUGACUUCGCGUGCAUUUGCAUAGGGCGUGAAAAAGUAUCUGUGGGACGUCCUUAUAAAGUAUAUUUGAACUUACAUAGAGUCAUUAAGGUGCGAGGAAAUGUUAAAACUCUGGGAAAAGUUUCUCAAAAAGGAUUUGGAUGUAUCAACCACGCACUGACUUUCCUGGUUUUUUAAAAGUAAAACCUGGUGAGUGAAGUACGGAAGUUAGUUUUUCAAGUGAAAUUUUAUCAAAACUAGAAACACUGUAAACAUCAGUCAAAAUAAAUAAACGGACAUCAUUUAUAUGAUAGAGGAGUGACUGUAAGAAUACAGUAAUCAAAAAGAUCCAGCUCUGCAAACCCCCAAUUCUAAUAUAGACAUCAAAGUUCCAAUGUCAUCAAUUAAGGUAUUACUAAAAUGACAGCCUGGAUGGUCGCCAGCGACUGGAUCCAGCGCCUCGAGGAAGCCAGAAUCCGGAGAAAACGUUCCAGCAGACGGGAAUGAAAACAAACGUUUACGCUCCAGAAACCAGAAUUCGAGGCCAAUUCCCGUAAAAUGAAUGAGCUCGCGGAGUGAGGCUGAGCAGUGCAAACAAAUUUCCCGGAGAUUAAAACCAAGAAGUUCAAGAAGAAGAAGAAGCCGAAGUUUCCGAGAGGCCAGUGACGUCAUCAUGCCUAGCGGAAGUUCCUACCUGGUUUACCUCAUACCUGGGAUCGUCUUCGCCUUCGCUGCUCUGGUUGUGCCUGCUGCCGCUUUGCCAGAAUGGAAAGAGGAAACGAAAUGGAAGACUAUGAAGAGCGGAAGGAACGAACACACGAGAAGGGGACCUCACCUCUUGCCAGGCCUACCCACAAACGUUUCGGUCACGACGGGAGGCCUAGUCACUCUGCCCUGCAGGCUGGCCAACCUCAAAGGAAGAUCUGUGUCUUGGAUUCGCAAGGGGGACUUACAGGUACUCACAACAGACAAUGUCGUCUUCACGUCUGAUACGAGAUUCAAGGUCGUCGCUUGGCGUACGGGUGUCAUAUGGGCGUGGGACCUGGAGAUCCACGACGUGGGCGUGUCGGACGCUGGGUCCUACGAGUGCCAGAUUAACACGAGACCCAAAAUCUCCCACCAGCUGGUCCUCAGUGUACACCAGGGCAGCACGGUGAUCGCCGGACCCUCCGAAGUGUACCUGGAGGCUGGUUCCAGGCUCCUCCUGACGUGUCACGUGACAGCACCCCCCAUCCCGUCGGGCCCUGUCGUCUGGUUACAUGGCGACGUCCAAAUCGACAUGCAAAGCGACAGGGGAGGCGUGAGCCUUUACGAGAGUCAAGAUGGCCUCGCAGCCUCGUCUGUGCUGGAACUCAGUAGCGUCACCAGCGGCGACUCGGGAAACUACACCUGCCGACCGUCGGGUCUGCCACCGGCUGCGGUAGUUGUGUACGUCUUGCAAGACGAGGAGCCCCGAGCCAUGCACCAUGACCUGUCCACGGCGCUGCGAGGUCAAGACCUGAUGACCCUGUUGGCGGUGGUCCUCGUUGUGUUCAGUCUCAGAUGAUAAAUGGAGGGUACAAUGUCCUCCCUGUUUCACUCGCUGGGUGACAACUCCACUCCCAAGGCUUUUGAGGUUGACUCAUGUAUAGGUGUUGGGUUCCAUGGGAACUUUAUAUUUAUGUUAAUUAUCUAUCUAUCUACCUAUCUAUACAUACAUACAUACGUAAUAUAUGUGUGUAUUCAUACAAACAUACAAAGACAAACACACACACA
Messenger RNA from Macrobrachium nipponense, 1833 nucleotides. RefSeq names its product muscle, skeletal receptor tyrosine-protein kinase-like. NCBI's taxonomy places the organism in Eukaryota, Metazoa, Arthropoda, Malacostraca, Decapoda, Palaemonidae. Gene Ontology annotation, biological process: synapse organization. The record is from RefSeq and is a predicted model, not a curated record. Bases 641 to 1624 code for a protein of 327 amino acids. Gene Ontology annotation, cellular component: neuron projection membrane. The transcript is spliced from 9 exons.